Messenger RNA from Ictalurus punctatus (channel catfish), 7144 nucleotides. It is a transcript of the gene dhtkd1, whose product is annotated as dehydrogenase E1 and transketolase domain containing 1. Lineage: Eukaryota; Metazoa; Chordata; Actinopteri; Siluriformes; Ictaluridae. Bases 207 to 3002 code for a protein of 931 amino acids. The record is from RefSeq and is a predicted model, not a curated record. Gene Ontology annotation, molecular function: oxoglutarate dehydrogenase (succinyl-transferring) activity; thiamine pyrophosphate binding. Gene Ontology annotation, biological process: tricarboxylic acid cycle. The transcript has 17 exons.
UGCUUCCGACAUGAAUGGACCAUUGGUUGAUCAGGUGAGUCCGUGAUCCAAUCAGCAACGACUUACCAAAUUUGCCCUCUUCAUGCAGCCAAUAGGAGUCGAGGAAUCUGUCACCGCCCCUCGUUCAUGCCUAUGGCCGCUUCCUAUAGCGUGUACAGACUUUAAACGGCUCAGUAUCGCGUUGUUUUGAAGGACUCCAUGUCAAAAUGUCUGCCGGUGUUAUGCUAAAGAGUUUACAUAAGGUUAGUAGAUAUUCGUUGGCGGUGUCGAGGGCGCCGUUAGUAGCUUCCUACCACACGGAGAGAGGAGUUUUUGGGUACAGACCGCGGAGAGGAAACUCGGAGGACCCGGACGCAGAGCUGCACGCGCUGCUGAACACACACUCCUGUCUCAAUCAAGACCAUGGCCUGGCUCGGUUGGUGGAGGCCUAUCGCACACAUGGGCACAAAGCUGCUAAAAUUAACCCUUUAAUGCCCAAUGCACCUCUUCUGGACAAAGUACCAGAGAUCAGCAUCCUCAAUGGCAGCCUCCCAGGAACCCUUAGAACAUCUGGUUUGAGGCACUUUGGGAAAGUGGAGGCCAGGACGGAGGAGGUGGUUGCGUACUUGGAGGACACCUAUUGCGGGAGGGUCUCUGUGGAGACCAGUCAGCUGCAGAGUCUGGAGGAGAGCGUGUGGCUCACGGAUCGCUUUGAGGAGCUCAAGAAGGAGAGCUUCACUGCUGAAGAGAGGAGGCAGCUGGCGAAACUCAUGCUGGAAUCACAGGAAUUUGACCACUUUCUAGGCACCAAGUUUGCCACAGUGAAGCGGUACGGAGGAGAGGGAGCAGAGAGCAUGAUGGGAUUUUUCUUUGAGCUUUUUCGUUCAGCAGCAAAGGGUGGCGUAAGAGAUGUUGUAAUGGGAAUGCCUCACCGUGGACGCCUUAACUUGCUUACUGGACUUCUGCGUUUCCCACCCGAGUUGAUGUUUCGUAAAAUGAGAGGUCUCAGCGAAUUUCCCGAGAACUCUCCCGCCAUCGGAGAUGUCCUCUCUCACCUCACCUCUUCUGUGGACCUGGAAAUGGGCACUGACCACCCCCUCCACGUGACCAUGCUACCCAACCCAUCCCAUUUGGAGGCCAUUAACCCGGUGGCUCAGGGGAAAACGCGUGGCCGACAACAAGUCAAACAGGAUGGGGAUUAUUCUAACGACAGCCAAGCUAGGCCUGGAGACAAAGUCAUCUGUUUGCAGGUUCACGGUGAUGCCUCAUUCUCAGGGCAAGGAAUUGUGCCAGAAACAUUCACCCUGUCAAAUCUCCCUCACUUCAGAGUUGGUGGAAGCAUCCAUCUUAUUGUGAACAAUCAAGUGGGCUAUACCACUCCCUCUGAGAGAGCCCGCUCGUCCUUGUACUGCAGUGAUAUUGGUAAAAUGGUGGGUUGUGCUGUGAUCCAUGUAAACGGCGAUGAUGCUGAAGACGUUCUCAGAGCCACACGGUUAGCUGUGGAGUAUCAAAGACGCUUCAGGAAAGACGUUAUAGUGGAGCUGCUGUGUUACCGGCAGUGGGGUCACAACGAACUGGACGAGCCAUUUUUCACAAACCCUGCCAUGUACAAAAUCAUCCGCUCAAGGAAGAGCGUCCCUGAUUCCUACGCUGACCAGCUGAUCUCUGAGGGAUUGAUGACUGAGGAAGAACGCAGUCAGAUUAAAACAGCCUACUACUCCUUGCUCAGUGAUCGUCUGGCCAACAUGACCUUCUAUAGCCCCCCACCCACCAACCUGCAGGGCCGCUGGGGAGAUCUGAUGGAGCCACAGAACAGAGUUUCAGCCUGGGACACUGGCGUGGCUGUUCCGUUGCUUCAGUAUGUCGGAGCAAAGUCAGUGGAGAUCCCUGAGGAGGUCCAGGUGCACAGUCACCUUGUGAAGACGCAUGUAAAGUCGAGACUGCAGAAACUUGAAGCGGGAACUGCACUGGACUGGUCCACUGCUGAGGCGCUGGCGUUCGGCACACUUCUCUGUCAGGGUUUCGACGUGCGGAUAAGCGGCCAGGAUGUUGGCCGUGGUACAUUUAGUCAGCGUCAUGCCAUGGUUGUGUGCCAGGAGUCCAAUGACAUGUAUAUCCCUCUCAAUCACAUUGACCCUCAACAAAAAGGCCAUCUGGAGGUGUGUAACAGUGCACUGUCUGAAGAGGCAGUGUUAGGUUUUGAGUACGGGAUGAGUAUUGAACAGCCAAAACUGCUGCCAAUAUGGGAAGCUCAGUUCGGGGAUUUCUUCAAUGGAGCGCAAAUCAUCUUUGACACCUUUAUCUCUGGAGGUGAGGCAAAGUGGUUGCUGCAGAGCGGCAUGGUCAUCCUGCUUCCACACGGCUACGACGGAGCCGGACCCGAGCACUCGUCCUGCCGCAUCGAGCGUUUCUUACAACUCUGUGACAGUAAGGAGGAAGGCAUCGACGGUGACGUAGUCAAUAUGGCCGUGGUGAAUCCGACAACUCCGGCUCAGUACUUCCACCUGUUGAGGAGACAAAUGAUCCGAAACUUCCGCAAACCACUCAUUGUGGCCUCACCCAAAACUCUGUUGCGUUUUUCUGGGGCAGUGUCGAGCUUGGAGGAAAUGGGACCUGGAACUUCUUUCAAGCCUGUAAUAGGCGACACCUCUGUUAAUCCUGAGAGUGUGCAGAGAGUGCUCCUUUGCUCAGGCAAGCACUAUUAUGCACUGCUAAAACAAAGAGAGACCCUGCCUGAGGCAUGUAAGAACACGGCACUGAUCAGAGUAGAGGAGCUUUGCCCUUUCCCCACAGACGCCUUACAGCAGGAGCUCCACAGAUACAGCAAUGCCAAAGAGUUUAUCUGGAGCCAAGAAGAGCCACAGAACAUGGGAUGCUGGUUUUUUGUGUCUCCUCGUUUUGAAAAACAGCUUGCCUGUAAGCUGCGAUUGGUCAGUAGGCCUCCUCUGGCUGCCCCUGCUGUGGGCAUCAGUACUCUUCACCAUCAGCAGCACGAGGCCAUUCUUACGGCCUCCUUCUCCUGAUACACAUAAAAGACUAACCUGACUCUGCCCAGUGCAGUGCAGCACCUGGUGUACGGUACAGCUGCCACAGAGCACCUCUCCCAAGCAGCAUCUGUGCCACAUUUUUAUUCCCUGCAAAUUUUCUGUUAUCAUUUUUCAGUCGACAUUCUUUUAAUGAGUUUUAAUUUAUAUUUUAAGGAUAUUAAGAUGAUGAUCAGAUCUACAGUAAAAAGUCAAUGAAGGCUGUAAUGUAUGCUGUACUGUGUAAAAGUCGUUUCUUGAAUACUGGCAAAUGAUGUAGAGCAAAAGGGGAAUUUUUAGAUAUAGUGUUAAGAGGAUGACUUCUUGUAGUUUACAUACCGAGAACGUGAAAUGUUUAUAAUAAAUGUAGAAUCAUUACAUAUUACACACACACACACACGCACAGUACUGUGUGAAAGGCACAUGCAAAGAAAUUAAAGAAAAGUACUACAUUCAUCCAUCCAUUUUCUACACCUUUUGUCCUGGUGAGGGUGGCGGUGGCAGAAUACUAAGCAGGGCAGACCAGACUUCCCUUUCCCCAGCGACAGAUUCCACCUCCUCCUAGGGGAUUCCCAGGCGUUCCCAGCCCAGCCGGGAGAUAUAAUCCUUCCAGUGUGUCCUGAGUCGGCCUCGGGGUCUCCGCUCUGUGGGGUGUGCCCGGUAGAGCUGUACAGGCAGCCUCCUGGGUGGCAUCCUUACUUGAUGCCCGAACCACCGGAACUGGCUCCUCUUGAUCCGGAGAAGCAGCGACUCUACUCCGAGGUUUUCCUGGAUUACUGAACUCCUCACCCUGUCCCUAAAGGUUAGUCCAGCAACCCCGCGGAGAAGCCUCAUUUCUGUCGCUUGCACUUGCAAUCCCGUCCUUUUGGUCAUUACCCAACAUUCAUGACCAUAGGUGAGGAUGGGGAGGUAGACUGACGUGUAAACCGUGAGUCUUGUCUGAGGGCACAGCUCCCGCUUCACCACCACGGACAGACACAGUGCCCGCAAUACUGUAGUGAUCCUCCUGUCAAUCUCAUGCUCCCCUUUUCCAUCACUCAUGAACAACACCCCGAGAUACGUAAAUCCCUUCACUAAAGGCAGCUGCUCCCACUCUAACCGAUUUUCAGAGAGAGAACCAUAGUCACAGACUGAUUACUGAUCCUCAUCCUAGCCACUUCAAACUCAGCAGCAAAAUGCUCGAGUGUGUGUUGGAGAUCACAGUCGGAUGGGGCAAGAAGCACAACAUCACCUGCAUACAGCAGUGAUGCCACCUCCAAACCCCCAAAGUGCAUACUGUCUCUACCUUGGCUGCGCCAUGAUAUCCUGUCCGUGAAAAUCACAAACAGGAGUGAGGACAAGACACCCUUGGCGGAGUCCAGCACCCAUGUUGAACGGCUCAAUUUAACACAGAGAAUACAGACACAGCUCUCGCUUUGGUAUUAAAAGGACUGGAUGGCACGCAUAAGCGGCCCCGGUACCCCAUACUCCCUCAACAACUCCCACGAGACCCGUGGAACACGGCCAUAUGCCUUCUACAAGGCCACAAAACACAUGUAGACUGGAUUAGCAUAAUCCCAUGCCCCCUCAAAUAUCUGUAAAUGGACAAAGAGCAAGUCCAUUGUUCCACGGCCUGGACGGAAUCCACAUUGUUCCUCCUGAAUCCGAAGUUCAACUAUGGGAAGAAUUCUCAUCUCCAGCACUCUGGCAUAGGCUUUACCAGGGAGACUGAGAAGUGUGAUACCUCUGUAGUUGGAAUACACCCUCUGGUCCCCUUUCUUGAAGAUGGGGACAACCACCCCAGUUUGCCAAUCCAGUGGAACUGAACCCACCUUCCACGCAACAUUGAAGAGGUGCGUCAGCCACUUCACCCCAACAUUGGCUAGCGCUUUCAACAUCUCCAGACGAAUCUCGUCUACCCCUGCAGCUUUACCGCCAUAGAGGCCCUUGACCACAGCACCAACCUCAGCUACAACGAUGGAGCUGAUCUUGCCAGAGCUAUCCAUCACUGUUGGAGGGUGUGUCCACCAGGUUGAGGAGUUCCACAAAGUGUUCCUUCCACCUCUCAAAGAUCUCCUCAUUAGUGGACAGUGUUUCCCCACUUUUGCUGAGAACAGCUUGGGUGCUGUCCUGCUGUCCCCUCGUAAGGCCCGAAUAGGUUGCCAUAGCAACUUUGAAGCCAUCCAAUAAUAAUUCUCCAUGGCCUCUCCAAACUCCUCCCAUAUUCAAGCUUUCACUCUGGUGACCUCCCCUGCUGCAGCCCUCUUGGCCAUCCUAUACCUCUCAAUCGACUCCGGAGACCUAUGCCCAAGCAUUGCUUGGAAGGCCUCCUUUUUCGACUUGACCGCUUCCCUCACCGCCGGUGUCCACCAGUGGGUCCUGGGGUUGCCACCUUGACAGGCACCAGUCACUUUCAUGCCACAGCUUGUUGAGGCCGCCUCCACAAUUGAGGUCUUGAAUAAGGUCUAUUCAGACUCAAUGUCCUUGGCCUCAGUUGGGAUACAGCAUCGUCAGCUAGACAUUUCCAGCAACCCUCGCUGCUCAUUUGUGUCUCCCGGAUCUAUCUGGUCGGCGUCCUGUUCGUUGGAUCCAACUCGCCACCAGCUAUAAAGUCAAUUAUUGACCUUCGGUGCAAGGUGCUAUGGUACCAAGUACACUUAUGAGUAUCCUUGGGCUUGAACAUGGUGUUUGUUAUGGACUAGCACAGAAGUCCAAUUACAACUCACCGCUCAGCUUGAGAUUGGAGAGGCCGUUCUUCCCAAUCACCCCUUCCCCCUCCAAGUAUCUCCAUCGUUCCCUACGUGUGCGUUGAAGUCUCCUAGUAAGACUACAAUGUCGGUAGGCUGCACCCCAUCGAGCACCAUACCUACCUUCUCCAAGAAGGCCGGAUACUCUGAGCUGCUGUUUGGCGCAUAUGCAUAGACAGCAGUCAAAGACACGAAGCCUCAUCCAGGCGACCCUGUCGUCUACAGGGACAAACUCCAACUGUGUGGCACCCAGCCUGGGACUUGUGAGUAUCCCCACACCUGCCUGGGGCCGCUCACAUAGGUCCACUCCGGAGUAGGAGAGAGACCACCCCCGAUCAAGAAUUUUUGUUCCAGAGCUAUGCGUGGAGGUGAGACCAACUAUAUCUAGUCGGUACCUUUCCACCUCCUCCACAAGCUCCGGCUCUUUCCCCACCAAUGCGUCAAAAUUACUAUAACAUGCAGUAAGCAGUAAUAAACUAAACAAAGUCAGUAUUUGGUGUGACAACGCUUUUGCUUUUUCCCCCCUUAAAUAGUAGUCCCAGGUACAAUUUGUGCAAUUUUAUAAAGAAAUGAGCUGGUAUGUUUUACUGAGAGUCUUGGAGAAUCUGACACACAGUUCUUCUGGAGACUUUGACUGUCACACUUGAUUCUUAUUUUUGCAGCAAAGCCCAGCAGCCUUCUUUAUGCUUUUGUUUGAAAAAUGGUCUCUUACAUAAUAUGUUGCUUUCUUUGCUGACAUACAAAAUAUUUAUCUGUAAGAUUAUUUUUUGGAAAAGUAAUGUUUGGAAAUCUAAAAUGGUUUUGUAUGGACUCAAUAUUGCUGAAUUCAUAAAAUAAAUAUCUAUGACACAAUUUGUACAAAAAAAAGUAGGAUGACUAAGACUUCUGCACAGUACUGUGUGAUAUAUAUAUAUAUAUAUAUAUAUAUAUAUAUAUAUAUAUAUAUAUAUAUAUAUAUAUAUAUAUAUAUAUAUAUAUAUAUAUAUAUAUAUUACACACAUAUAUAUAAUAUGUGUUUCAUAAGAAAGGGCUACAUCACUUCUUAAUGAAUGUAGAUUUUCACUGCCAUGAUGUUUAUCCUUUGUAUAAUAUACAGUAUGUAUGUGCCUAAUAAAACGGCAGAGAUGGACUGAUCACUGAAACGUCUGUUCACCAACAAGUAUAAGAGACAAAUGUACAUAUUUGAAAUAUACAAAUGUAUAUUUCUUUGGGUGCAGCCAAUUGUUAUGUUAUAAAUAUUAUAUAGUAUGUGUAUUAUAUUUAUAAAUUGUUCGAAACAAACUGGCAGUGGAAUUGUGAACAAUCUGGGUUUUGUUUCAAAUAUUUUACUUGUGAGACAUGUAGGUUAACAUUCAUUUACCUACCAGUACAGGGAACAAGCACUCUGUAAUUACAGUAUUUCAUUUUCUUAGCAAA